Molecule: messenger RNA, 1389 nt
Organism: Ceraceosorus guamensis
Lineage: Eukaryota; Fungi; Basidiomycota; Exobasidiomycetes; Ceraceosorales; Ceraceosoraceae
Exons: 4
Coding region: 389-1309 (306 amino acids)
Molecular function (GO): acyltransferase activity, transferring groups other than amino-acyl groups
Source: RefSeq, a predicted model, not a curated record
CUUCCAACACACCAUUAGGUUGAGUACGUGGCAGGCAAGCGUCGGUGCCUAGAGCACGAUCGACCGAUUGCACGGACAUAUCGCGCAUCUUGCAUCCGCCAUCGAAGACAGAAGAAAAGUUGAGCAAGCACUGUCCUCAAGCAAGUAAAGGUUUCGAAGUUUUGCGCGCGCUUGAAGCUGUACUACACGGUCUAGUGAGAGAUUGAAGUCGCACAGCUGGUUCAGCCAUCCUUUUUGGCGGUGUUCUUCUCACAGCUCUCCGAUUAUCGCCUGGCGGUGCAGAGCCACCAGCGCAUGGAAUACUCCGUCCUCUCGAAUAGGGCGUAGCACCUUACCGAAACCCCUUGUCAUACAACCUGACACGUCGUCUCUUGCAUCGCCCGACAAGAUGGCUUACGGGUCCAUUUCACGACCGGGCAGGACGCAUUCGCUGCAGCCUCGACUCUAUCCUCUUCCAUCUAAGCUCUCCAAGAGUGGCGGCGCACAGAGCGUGUCGCAGGAUGAAUGCUACGCCCUUACCCUGCCCUUCAGCGCCGAUCUUCGCCCGCCUGUCGCACUCGAGACAGCCAUGAGGCAGUGUUUCAACAACGAGCUGGAAGCUGGCAGUACGUACCCUCAGAGAGGUCCCAUGAGCAGACAAGAAUUCAGCAGCUACUUCUUGGCCAACGAUUUAAUUGUUGGCUUGCUCUUCUCCAAGGCCGAGUUGCAACUGCAACAAGUUCCGAUAAAUGCCGAAGCUGAGCCCGACUUGUUGGCCGAAGUCUUGACCGAGGCGAUUCAGAACACGAGUGACAAUGUGUUGGACUUUCAUGGGCACUUGCCGACCUCAGGAAUGGCGCUGCAGCUGGACGUUGCGAGCCUCAUCCAGCGGGUUUCCACCGAAGGGACGGUCGACUGGGAAAGUCGAUGGCGCUUUGCCUACUACAUCAAGCCUAACUAUCCUGGUCGGUCUUCUCAUCUCUGCAACGCCGGGUUUCUAGUGCCUCCAAGCGCGAGAGGCAGUGGGUUGGGAUCACUAGCAGGUCUGUCUUUUGUGCAUUACGGUCCAGCAGCGGGCUACAUCGGCUCCAUCUUCAACCUGGUCUACGUCUCCAACGUAGCGAGCAUGAGGAUCUGGGAGUCUUUGGGCUUCGAACAGGUGGGACGAAUAAGAAAGGCAGGCCUCUUGAAGACCGGACCGGAUGGGACUGAAGAAUUUGUGGAUGCUUGGAUCGUUCAGGGAGACUUCGACAAAUUGACAAAGAUACAGGAGCAGCGAGCCGCUGAGAGGCUCGACCAAGCAGCUCAGAUUGAGAAGAAGACCAUCUAGAGCCGAACCGCUUGGCAAGAGAUGCAAGCUACUGAAUAGAUUACUUAGUUGCAAAGGUCUUCGGAAAUGUAAUUGAUGUG